Molecule: messenger RNA, 1009 nt
Organism: Chiloscyllium plagiosum (whitespotted bambooshark)
Lineage: Eukaryota; Metazoa; Chordata; Chondrichthyes; Orectolobiformes; Hemiscylliidae
Source: RefSeq, a predicted model, not a curated record
UUGAAUUUCUGUAUUGUGUGGGAAGUAUUAUGGUUUAAUGUACUAGGUCUGUAUGAAUAAUUGUCAUUCAAUAUCAACAGAUUCUGUAAGGAAGCUUCGUCCUGUGUUUGAGCAUAUGAAAAUGUUAAUUCAUAAUCAAAGGAGCCUGUUAAAGGUCUUAUUAUUUGUAUUAAUUGGAAACAUGUUCCUUUUUUUUCAGGUAAACUUUAUGUUCCAAAUUAUGGUGACCAGGAUUUUUGUAAUAUACAUAUUUAUCUUUUUACUAAGCUGGAUGUCUGUCCAAUCACUGAACAGAUGUCAGUUAACUAAUAUCACAAUUUCAGUGGAGAAGGAAGAAUGUGGGUACUGUGGCAUGGUCAAUGCAACUUGGUGCGCUGGUUACUGCUUCACUAAGGAUCCAGUCAGCAAGAAUUCUUUGGCGUCCAUCUAUCAAGAUAUUUGCAGCUACAAAGAAAUUAUCUAUGAAACAAUAACCAUUCCAAACUGCCCUGCCAAUGUUGACCCUUACUACACAUACCCUGUUGCUAUAAGCUGUCAAUGUGGAAUGUGUAACACUGAAACCACUGAUUGUACAGUUUCAGCUCUGGAACCGACACACUGCUCCUUGACACCAUAAAGGGCAAAUCACAUUAAUAGAGCAGCGACAACAUCCUUUCCAUUCAGUGGGUUCACAGAAAAGGCACUUGAUGCACUGUCCUGGUAUUCUAACCCAAUCUGGGAACAAUAACAACUAUAUUAAUCAAUGUAGAAAAAACUUAAUAUUGAGUAGUUCUGAAAAUGUUUCUUUUAAUUUAUGUGCUUGCUAAUUGUAAGACGUGUAUAAGUUAUGUGUUGCCUUAUUUUAGUACAUUUUUAUGAAGUUUAAUGAAAGGAAUGAACCAUUGACAAAAGUUUUAAAGCAACAUGUUUCUGGCUGUAAGUAGCAAUUCUCUGUUUUGACAUACAUGCUGGUUUUGUAUGAUCUGUUCAAAAAACUAUAAUGUAAUUUAUAUGGACCCACAAAUAAAGA